Cladocopium goreaui is the source of this 1524-nucleotide messenger RNA. The record is from the annotation of a GenBank genome assembly. NCBI's taxonomy places the organism in Eukaryota, Dinophyceae, Suessiales, Symbiodiniaceae.
AUGAAACGUGCAAUAGCCUUACACAGGGAUGCCCAGAAGCGGGCUCGAAGGGAGGAACCCAGUGUGCCAUGUGGCGCUUCUCAGAAGCCAGUUGGACCUUUGAAGAAGUGGGGAGGUUCGCCUACCCCCCACAGCCUUGCAGACUUUCUCAAUAGCUAUUUCAUGGAGCAUGCUGACCGCAUUCGGAACGAUGCCGACAACACUGUUUUGGUGGUUCCCAAAGAUGGGCCUGCAUCCGCUGAGAUGGUGGUGGAAGUUCAUUGGCAAUUUGCACUCGAAUACUUCGCCAGCACUGGUAGCUGCAUGGUGCCAACGAUGAAGGCUCAUCAGGAUUGGGCUGUGAAGCAGGCUCCCCCUAUCAGAUGCCUCUUCGUUCAUGCCCUCCGGUUGUGUCGCCGUAGCAGCUCAUCGAAGUCUUUGAAGAUCAAGAUGCUGAAGGAAUCGGUGGAAGUCAUCAUUUCCGCGUCAGGUCUAUUUUUGAGGUGUCUACUUUUUACAACCCCUGUUGCAGGAGAAUCUCCACAUGAUGGCAUCGAAGCAGCUCUGGCGAAUGCGUCUUUGCAGGAUGGUGAUGAGCAGGAUGUAUCGACUCCGUCUUCGUGCAGUGCUACACCCCCUUCUGUAGUGAAGGCCAAAGCGGCUCCCAUGCGUCGCUACAAAGUGAAGGCUCCUCAGGCCCCAAACCCUGAUGAGAUGGAAACGCAACAGCUUGUUGAUGACUUGGAAAAGCUCAUGAAUGAUGACCUUGUGUGUGACGAUGCUGCCCCAGAGGUGGCUGUGGAUCCCAAGGUGGAUGGUUACCGUCGUCAAGCUGCCAAGGAGAUGCAUUGCAUGGAAGCUAUUCCACCGGAGAUGCCCGACAAGACCGACCUUGAAAUGACUGAGCUCAUGGAGAACCCCCCUGAUGCUUACCAGGCACAGCUGGUGGCCGAGAAGGCAAAGAAGAUUCAGAAUGCAGAGCAGCUCCUGAAGAAUGCACAGAGUGAUGGGAAGGUGAAGAACAAGUUCUCGAAACCCGGUCGGGGGCGUGGAAAGGGUCGUGGGAGAGGCCGUGCUGUUGACAAUUCCGUGGCUGAUCCCAAACCUUCUGAACCUGCUGGUGAGAGCAAUGGGAAUGAUCCAAUCCCUGAACCAGAAGGGGGAGGUUCCGACUCUGGUGAGCCUGCUGGUGGGGACCCCAACAUUGAAGUGGCACCUAAAAAGGGGCGCAACUAUCUUACUCAGAGUGAAUUGCAAAAGAUGUGGUCUGAGAAGGCUCCCUUGCUUCGAGCGGCAGCUAUUCCUGUGCCUGCUGACUUUGACCCCACCAGCAAGAAGUCCUUCACAUUGCCCCCUCCAGAUGAUAAGAAAUGCGGGUCUGUAGGCAUUCUGUGGACGUUGGAUCAGAUCUACGUCUCAGCUGUGACCAACAAGGAAGCUGAUGAGUCCAUCCGGGUGAACAAGAAAGGAGGGUCGACGUUGUCAAUUCGAAAGAAGGGCUGGGCUGAAAACUUUACCUUAGCCAAGAAACUGGCAGGUUGGUGA